CUAGCCGCAAGAUCAUUGGACCAUUUCUAUCAACCGCUAAAGCCCAUCACGCUUUUCACUUUUUGGAUUCUCUCAGUCUCACCUCUUCUUUCUUUUUUCUUUCUUUCUUUCUUUCUCACUUCCAGUAUCACACUCCACCCUUCCCUACUUCACCUUCAUGACAAAAAGAAAAAAAAAGGAUAAUGUUGAAGCUUUUUCUACCUUCUGUUGUUCAUGGCAUACACUUUUCUCAUUUGAAUUUUUAUAAUUUUUUUGUUCUGUGCAAAUGCUGUAAUUGUUGAGAAUAUUUAUGAAUGCUGGGAAAUGACUUGAGUGACAAGAACUGCAGAAUGUGAAUCUUUGGCUUUGAUAUCAAGUGGAACUUUUGUCUUGUGGCUAAGUGGACACUUGUGGCUAAUAUCCAUAAAAAGUUCUUUUUUAUUAACAAUCUCUUUGAUGCCAAAACACACAGUUUAAAUCAUUUGAUCUUGGUUGAACUUCACCUUUUUCUUGAUUACAUAAAUGCUAUAAAUACUUCACAGUUCACACUAGCAUAAACACACACUCUUUACAAGACUUUUCCUCCUUCCCAAAGUACAAUCUUUUCAGUCUCAGGAUAUUUCACAAGUAUACCUGAUAAAAGUUGUUGAAUUACCAUCCUUUGACAUGUUGAACCCAACAUGAAACAAGCAUGUUGAAGUUGGGCUCUGGUGGAGAUGGUUACCCCAGCAACUGGGCUCGUAGUUGUGAUACAUGUCAGGCAGCAGCCUGCACACUCUACUGCCACACUGACUCUACUUACCUCUGCAAUGACUGCGAUAAGCGAAUCCAUGCCGCCAAUCCUAUGGCCUUGUCACACCAGCGUGUGUGGAUUUGUGCUGCCUGCGAGAAUGCUCCAGCAGUUGUCACCUGCAGUGCUGAUGCAGCAUCACUUUGCAUCAAUUGUGAUAUUCAAAUACACUCAGUCAAUCCUCUGGCCCGCCGUCAUACCAGGGUCCCUAUUCCUCCACUCUCAGGUCUAGCAUGUUCAUCCUUAAGUACUCACCAGGAUGAUCGGGUUCCAGGUCCCAUGUUUGACACAGGAAAUGAAAUUGCGGCCCCUACAAUGCUGAACGAGGAAUUUGAUGAAGAUGAAACAGAUUCUUGGUUAUUGCUUGAGCCUGAUAACACUGAUAACCCGACCAUGAGUGGAUUUACCUAUAGUGAACAAUUUGACGAGUACAUGGACGUUGUGGAUACAAGUACCAAGUAUCAGUGCCAAGAACAGUGCAGUGAUCAACAGCAACUUCUUUGUGUUAAUUAUCAAGAAGAUAGUGGAAGUGAUAGUGUUGUUCCAGUUCAAACUUUUGAAGCAAAGAAGCAACCACAACAAGAAGAGAAACAACGGCAGCAGCAGCAAACACACCAUCAGUUACAGACUGUUUACUUCAAUACAGAAAAUAGGGGAUCAAACGCCGCAUUCAUUAAUACCUCUUCAAGUAGUAUGAGUGUCCCCAAGCUGCUCAUUACUGCUGGCAUUUUACCAAACGCAACAAGCAACAUACCAAACUCAUACACAAGAUUUCCGACGGGGACAGCUGACCUCUUUCCAGAUCCCUUGCUUCUGAUGCCACUCCAAUUCACAUCAAUGAACAGGGAAGAAAAGGUCCUACGAUAUAGAGAGAAGAGGAAGGCAAGAAAGUUUGAGAAGAAAAUAAGAUAUGCCUCCAGGAAAGCCUAUGCAGACACUCGACCUCGAGUCAAGGGCAGAUUUGCAAGGAAAACAGAUAUGGAAAUUGAGGAUGAUCAGCUGUUCUCAAAGGAAGACUAUGGCUAUGGUAUUGUUCCAUCAUUAUGAUGUACAAUAAGAGGCUAUUAGAAGCUCUUGCUAAUGGAGACUGAGUUAUUAUCUUUAAUGUUAAUGCCUUUAUUAAUGUAGUGCCUUAUAUUCAUUCCAUGUAGUUCAGUGAAUGACAACAUUAUUUGUACGUUUGCGGUAACUUUUCCUCCACGCUUAUCAAUCCAUAUCCAUUAAAGUGGUUUGAUUUAUAUUCCAGCAUUCAUUUUGAAGUUGUAAUACAAU
Messenger RNA from Durio zibethinus, 2041 nucleotides. RefSeq names its product zinc finger protein CONSTANS-LIKE 2-like. Gene Ontology annotation, cellular component: nucleus. The record is from RefSeq and is a predicted model, not a curated record. Gene Ontology annotation, molecular function: zinc ion binding; protein binding; DNA-binding transcription factor activity. Gene Ontology annotation, biological process: regulation of flower development. NCBI's taxonomy places the organism in Eukaryota, Viridiplantae, Streptophyta, Magnoliopsida, Malvales, Malvaceae.